Messenger RNA from Thelazia callipaeda (thelaziosis nematode), 1622 nucleotides. NCBI's taxonomy places the organism in Eukaryota, Metazoa, Nematoda, Chromadorea, Rhabditida, Thelaziidae. The record is from the annotation of a GenBank genome assembly.
AUGAUACAGGCACAUAUUAUCGCAAAUCAUAAUCGUUUUCUUUGUGUUAUCUGUGAUAAAAGGAGAACGCUUAUCAAUUUAUGCAACAACUGGAACGGUAGACGAAUAUCAUCCAAAAUGCAUAUAUCUCGUCGUUUAACUUCUAAUUAUAUCCAAAUAUCAAUCCGUGGCAGCAUACUGCUAUCCCAUGCAUUUUUCAAAGGAUGUGUAGUUCUGGCCGGGAUAUUUUGUGCUAUUGCACUGCACUAUCGAACGACCAAUAUUUGGACAUUGAAAAAUAUGGCAGAUGUCCUGUUAUCACGAUGGGAUCCAUUAAGGCUAAUUGUCAUUGGCGCUUUUCAUCGAGUUAACACUGAACAAAAUGUUCCAGGAAAUUACGUGGUACUUCAAUUUCUCGCUGAUGUCAGUCGAUCUUAUCAGUUGUACUGCUUUUCGACUACCUCUACUGGGAAGUUUUUGAUAUCACAAGCACAUAUUCAAAGAAUUCAUCAAGGUAAACGUUUCGCCAAUGACAUCUGUUCCAUGGCUGGUCAUAUUGCUGAAUGCCAAAAUACAUGGAACCGAACACUUGAAAUAGAAGUCGAAAAAAUAGUGGACAAAAAGCGUCAUAAACUGGUAGUAUGCAUGGCACCAGCAUAUCAGUUAAUGGAGUGGCGUAUUUUACUUUUAAGUAUCGAAACUUGGCUUGCACUUGGAGCCACAAAAAUUAUCGUUCCAAUACAAACGAUUUCAAAGGAAGCCUUUAAUAUUCUUCACCAGUACGAACAAGCCGAUAUAGUCGUCUUGCGACAUUGGCCCAAAUGGCCUAUUUUAACCGAUAAAAAUCCAAAUGGUUUAGUUUUAUCACGAGGUAUUGAAGAAUCUCAUGUAAACUGCUUAUUUUUUGCGAAACCAUGGGCAGAGAUGGUAGCAUUCAGUGACUUCGAUGAUAUUCUGAUUCCUGAACAACCACUAAAUGUUCAUCCCAAUAUCAAUGUUGAAAUUUUGCAGAAUAUUUCUCGUGAGCACCCGCAAGCGGGAUCUUUUCUGUUUGAACACCGAGAUGUACAACUUGUUCUACCGGACAAUCAGUCAGGACAACUUUUAGAAAAUUUUCGUUUUAACUUCUUGAACGAUACAACUUGGAAAAAAGAAUGCACAUUAUGGCGUAUGAAAACAAGAGUUAUUGUAAAUGCAAGUCGAGUGGAUACAGUUAACAUGCAUGAAAGUGGAAUUAAUCGUUUUGGUUAUGUACAGGUAAGAGUUCCAUGUCAUCAAGCACAUUUCUACCACAUGCGUCAUUCCUUCCGCGAACUUUCAACAGGAAGGAAUAUAAAUAUGAAAAAUUUGUAUUUUCAUCAUUCUUUCACGGAAACGUUGAAAAAAUUUGAUGAGUGCGUAAUCGAAAUUAAUAAGGAGCAUUUCAAACUGAAAGUAUCGCGUUGUAUGACGCCUCAUGUUUGUUAUUUGCAACUGUCAAGCAAUGUUGAUUGCAUAGCUUCCGUUGGGAUAUAUCACUUUACAUAUUUAUCUGGCAAUUUCAUCCUUGCGAUAGUGAAUGCUCAUUUUGCGAUGAGCGAUGCAAAUUGCGAUGCACCGAUGUCAAAGAUUACUGCAGGUAAUUACUUUUAUGCUCCUUGAUU